Messenger RNA from Bactrocera neohumeralis, 2534 nucleotides. RefSeq names its product ubiquitin-conjugating enzyme E2 H (gene UbcE2H). The record is from RefSeq and is a predicted model, not a curated record. Gene Ontology annotation, cellular component: nucleus. Gene Ontology annotation, biological process: ubiquitin-dependent protein catabolic process; protein polyubiquitination. Lineage: Eukaryota; Metazoa; Arthropoda; Insecta; Diptera; Tephritidae. The coding region runs from base 715 to 1266 and encodes 183 amino acids. The transcript has 2 exons. Gene Ontology annotation, molecular function: ubiquitin conjugating enzyme activity.
CAGAAUUGUCAGCUGGUGGUGUAUAGAAAUAGUUGGAUGAGCAAGUGAAUUUGGGAUUGUAUGAAAUUAAAUAAUUUAUGGAAAAUUUAUUAACUUCAACAUAAUUAACUGAUAAUAAAACUGUGUAAAAGCUAUAAAAUUUGUGAAAGAAUAAUUUGCGUGCAUUUUGACGCUACGAAACAAAUAUUUGAAAUAAAGGUAUUAGAAUUUUCCAAAAUUAGACUCUUGAAAAACAAAUGAAAGGAAUUGGGGUGAAUGUGUAAAUCAGUGCUAAUUCCCUGUGUGAUUUCACAAGACAAGUUUUGUGCUCAGAAGAAGGUUAUUAAUUAGCUAUUCAACAAAAAUUAUAAAUUGUGCAACAUUUCAACAACAAAAAUCAGCAAACUAAAACCACUACAACGGCAGGGCUUAUCUGAGGCACGUGCUGAGAAAUCGGUUGCUGUAGCUGUUGUUGCUUUGUCUUGUCCACCCACCCAUUGCACCGAUUUCUCAUUUUCAGCUGGAGCGGCAGCGGUACAUACAGUUAAAUAAAUAUUUCCGAGCUGUCACUCACAAGCCGAAGUCAUAGACGACAACUGACGCGCCACAACGACUUUCCCAGCGCACACUACUUGGCUGCAGAAAUCAACUGAAGCGCUUCUGGCGAAGGCGACCUUGACAUUUGGUGCAUUUGGUGUAGACGGUGACGUGGAAGCACAAUAAAGUUGUUGUAAAAUGUCCUCACCCAGCGCUGGUAAGCGACGCAUGGACAAUGAUGUCAUCAAGCUAAUUGAAUCCAAGCACGAAGUGACCAUUUUGGGCGGCCUAAAUGAGUUUCAUGUGAAAUUUUUCGGACCACAUGGCACACCCUAUGAGGGUGGCGUAUGGAAGGUGCGCGUCUACCUGCCCGACAAUUACCCAUUCAAAUCGCCAAGUAUAGGGUUCGUGAAUAAAAUCUACCAUCCGAAUAUCGACGAAUCAUCCGGCACUGUGUGCCUGGACGUGAUCAAUCAGGCUUGGACCGCACUAUAUGAUCUCUCGAAUAUAUUCGAAUCAUUUCUACCACAAUUGCUGACAUAUCCGAAUCCGGUUGAUCCGCUGAAUCGUGAUGCAGCGGCGUUGUACUUGCACGAACCGGAGGAGUAUCAUCGCAAAGUGGCCGACUAUGUGCAACGCUAUGCCACCGAGGAGGCGUUGCGUGCGGCGCAACAGGAGCGAGAGAGCAGCGACAGCGAAUCGAGCAUGUCGGAUUAUAGUGAAGACGAGGCCCGUGAUAUGGAGUUAUAAUAUCGGUUUAUGGUUAAGCUAAUUAUAUGAAUUUGAAUUACAUUUAAAUAAAAACAAAUACAAAAAUAUAACAAAAAAGCAAAAAAACGAUACAAAUACAUAUACACGCUCACACGCAUACUACGUAAACUUAAAACAAACACACACACAUACAUACGUGCAUACUACAAUCCUACCUAGCAACUAAAAUAAAUGAAGCAAGUGAAAAGAACACAAAAUAUACAUACAUACGUACAUAUAUAAUGAAUUAUGAAGAGGAAAUAUAACAAAUUUGAAAACCGAAAACCGUUAAACGAGAUAUUCAUGUGUAUUUGUGUGCGUGCAUACACAUACAUAUAAACAAUAAUGGAGCACGGGUGCCACGCGCCAGGCACAGGCAGCUUGAAGCGCUGCAUAGCAACAACAACAAGAACAAAAACACAAGCAACGUGCAGAAUUCCGAAACUUUGACAUUGUCACACACACACACACAAACACACUCAAGCCAGCCAGGCACGAGUUGUGCCAGCAAAAACAAGGCCAAUGUCAAUGUCAAGCCGAAUGGCUAAGUGCCUGCCUGCCAGUUAGUGGGCAGCGUGUGGCUACAACAACAACAAUAAUACCAGCUGCGAAAUGUCAGAAUUCAAUUUAACUGUAUAACGUCGCUCCCAAGUGGAGCCACACCACCAACGAUGCAGCGCAUGAUCCUUGCUCUGGCCAACAAAAACACAUAACUGCAAUGAACAACAAUAAAAACAACUGCUAACGAUUGCUGCUGAAAGACAUGCAGCUCACAGUCGCGAGCAGCGACAGCACCAACAACGCAAAAUAUCAACAAAACCAAUAAAAACAAGGAAAACUAGCAGCAAAGGCAACAACAACAAAACCAACAUCUACAGCUACAUGCAUACAUAUAACAAUCAUCACAUCGCGCACACAAACGGAAAUCUAUGUUUUAUGUCAAAUUUGAAUUCGAUUCAAUUGUUGUAAAUUUAAGCACAUUUGGAAUAUUGGCAAAUUUUAUAAUUUUAAGCUCUGAUCCUUUUUGUAACUCGUAAGUCGCCAUUCAAAACAUUCAUAUUAAUGAUUUUUUAAUUUGUUUUGCUUUUUUUUAAUUUUUGUUUUUGUAAUCUAAUUAGUAUACUCUUGCAUAUUUGAUUUGGUAUGUGUUGGCAAAAUGCAACAACAACAAUCAAGAAGAGAAAAUAUAAAUAAAACCAAACAGAUGCAUACAAUUAUUCUAAGUCUUUCGAAAUAGAUUAAAAAACAAUUAAACAAAAUUAAAAAUA